Messenger RNA from Drosophila erecta, 523 nucleotides. RefSeq lists its product as uncharacterized. Bases 32 to 184 code for a protein of 50 amino acids. The record is from RefSeq and is a predicted model, not a curated record. Lineage: Eukaryota; Metazoa; Arthropoda; Insecta; Diptera; Drosophilidae. The transcript has a single exon.
CAUCAGGUGAUGUUCACUUUAUUCGGCGACCAUGAAUUGCUACAUUCCCAUUGCACUUUUUGUGUUCGCUGUUUUGGAUUUGGCAAACGGGGUGAACCAAAAGGAAGGUUCUACUUUUUGUGUACAAUAUUUUGGUGGCGUGUGCUGGGAUAAAAGAUUUAAUAUGUGGCCAGCGGGAAAAUAAAUUCGGUGAACGCUUGUGAUCAGUAAUCAUGUAACCAGAAGAAAAAGGUUUUGCUCUUUUUAGGGCUAAGCAAAAAGAUUUACUAAUGGUUCUAUCAUUAUUAAUAGUUGUUUGGAAGUUAGUUUUAUCCCCUAGUUCUAUGCUAUUCGAUGUGUCGCCUUUAAUUUUCAGACAUCGAUUUGUGAGUAUAUGAAUAAGUUUACCAUUAAUAGCGCAUGCUAUAUUAUUGGAUUCAAUAAACAAAUUUUUUUAUAAUGUAUCACCAUAAUCAGCAGUUUUCCUAAUACAUAUUUACAAUAAUACAAGCCUGCGUUUUUAGUUCAACGCUAUCAACGUUAA